Anguilla rostrata (American eel) is the source of this 868-nucleotide messenger RNA. RefSeq names its product LSM8 homolog, U6 small nuclear RNA associated (gene lsm8). Gene Ontology annotation, molecular function: RNA binding. NCBI's taxonomy places the organism in Eukaryota, Metazoa, Chordata, Actinopteri, Anguilliformes, Anguillidae. The transcript has 4 exons. Gene Ontology annotation, cellular component: U4/U6 x U5 tri-snRNP complex; precatalytic spliceosome; U6 snRNP. The coding region runs from base 126 to 416 and encodes 96 amino acids. The record is from RefSeq and is a predicted model, not a curated record. Gene Ontology annotation, biological process: mRNA splicing, via spliceosome.
ACCACCGCCCAUUCAAGCAAUAGUUCCGGUUCAACAUAUCUGUUUUUUGUUUACGACGUGAGAAGCGCGUCUUCCGUACUGCGAAAAAAUCCGUUCAUUUGGAGCAGAACGCCUUUGUCAGAGAAAUGUCUACUGCACUCGAAAGUUACAUCAAUCGCACAGUUGCAAUUAUAACUUCGGAUGGAAGAAUGAUUGUGGGCACGUUGAAAGGAUUUGACCAGACCAUCAACCUGAUUCUCGACGAAAGCCACGAGAGAGUGUUCAGCUCCACACAGGGAGUGGAGCAGGUCGUUCUGGGGCUGUAUAUCGUCAGAGGAGACAACGUAGCUGUUAUUGGAGAAAUUGACGAAGAGACGGAUUCAGCUUUGGAUUUGGGAAACAUUCGGGCGGAACCCCUGAACUCUGUUGUGCACUGACAAUCGCGUUGAGUUCUUGAAACCUCUCAGCAGUGCGGUCGCGCGAUGCUCCAGGAACCUUUACCCCGCACCACUCACAGCAGCGUGAAAAUUCUGGAACCUCACACAACCGACAGCCGCGUGAAGCCUCAGGAACAUCACACCACUCCAAGAACCGUGGUGUGAAACGCCUGGAAUCUCCAGUUUAGUUUUAGGAAUGUUCUGUAAUCUUCAAGGACUUCACCUGUUAGGAAUUCUGUAUUGCUUUGAGGGGUUAGUCUUAUUUCGAUUUAAUUAAAUGUAUUACGUUCUAUUAUAUGCUGUAAAAUAUUGUUAUAAUCAUCAGGUUAUGAUAUCACUUUGAUAUACCAUUUUGUAAAAAAAAAAAUAAAAAAAAUCCUUGGAUGUCAGUAGGACACUUGUUUGGUAUUCUAAUAUUACUUGUCAUGUUUAAAUAAAAAAAAUGAAAUUAA